AUGCCGUAUUCAUUUGAUGAUGUUACUCCAGUGGAGUUGAACGAAGAAGAGCCUCAACUUUGCCGUAUUUUAUACGAUGAUGAGUACAAAGAGACGAUGGGGAUUUUGUUGGCAUUAAUGGAGAAGAAAGAGUAUUCCGAACGAGCUUUAUAUAUUACAGAAAAAGGAAUUGAGCUUCUUGCAUCGCAUUACACGAUUUGGAACUACAGGUAUAAUAUCUUGCGCCAUUUACAUAACGACCUUCUAGAAGAAUUAGACUGGUGUGAACAGAUUGCAUUGGAUAACGAGAAGAAUUACCAGAUAUGGAACUACCGUCAACUUAUCAUUAGUCAAAUCGACAAUUUUCCUCCUCACAGAGAGUAUCCCAUCAUUAAUGCUAUGCUAGAUCUGGAUAGUAAAAAUCAUCACGUCUGGUCGCAUAGGAAAUGGUUGGUGGAAACUUUUGGGCUACAUGAAGAUCCAAAAGAGAUAACUUUUGUCAACUCAUGCAUUGAUGAGGAUGUAAUGAAUAACUCUGCAUGGUCACAUCGAUUUUACAUCAAGUUCUCUAAAACUGAUUCUCAUGUGGAGGAAGAGAUCUUAUACACUAGAGAUCAGAUUGAGAGAUGUCCUCAGAAUCCUUCUUCUUGGAACUAUUUGUUAGGAAUUUACAGAGUCUUUGGAAUGGAUAUCUCUGAACUUGAGCUGUUCUGCUUGCAGUUCGCUAAUAUUUCAAAUAUGGGGGUCACUGAAAUUAUUCGAUCUUCAUUUGCGUUGGAAGCAUUAGCAAACAUAUAUGAAACAAAAGACAAGAAUAAGUCAGCAGCCAUAUAUGAUCUUCUAGCUUUAACAUAUGAUCCAAUCAGGGAGAACUAUUGGAACUACAAAAAAUCGAUUCUCUCUUCAUGA
Molecule: messenger RNA, 888 nt
Organism: Priceomyces carsonii
Lineage: Eukaryota; Fungi; Ascomycota; Pichiomycetes; Serinales; Debaryomycetaceae
Gene: RAM2
Product: bifunctional protein farnesyltransferase/protein geranylgeranyltransferase
Exons: 1
Coding region: 1-888 (295 amino acids)
Biological process (GO): protein farnesylation; protein geranylgeranylation
Cellular component (GO): protein farnesyltransferase complex; cytoplasm; CAAX-protein geranylgeranyltransferase complex
Molecular function (GO): protein farnesyltransferase activity; CAAX-protein geranylgeranyltransferase activity
Source: RefSeq, a predicted model, not a curated record